AAAAAAAUGAAACAAUCAUAAUUUCCUGAAAUCAACUCAUUUUGCUACCGUGACGCACAAUUUUUCAGAUUAUUAUCAAUUUUGUUCCAAUUUGGGUGUUCCUCAAGGUUUAUUCGUUGAAAUCAAUAAUGUCGAAAUGAAAUUGUUGCUGUUUCACGCUAUCGUUCGUUCUACUGAUGCCAAUCCAUCACACAUAUCGCAAUGUUCAUGCGAUAAGUUGUCUUAAGUUGCAAAAAAAUCGGCCCCGCUGUUUAGCAAACGUGAUGAAAUCAGUUUCAGUACAGUGAUUCUGGUGAAACAAUAUGUAUUGAUAUCAGUUUUCUUUUUAAAAGGAGUCACAGCAUUUUAUGUUGCUCUCUAUGUGAAUUUCGGUGCCAUUCUGGAUUGGCAGAAAAUUAAAAUGGUUCUAAAAAAUCCGAUCGGACCAAGCCUUGGAUUCUUUUGCAACUUUGUAUUUUUACCGCUGUUAAGCUGUGUCCUCGGUUUGUUAUUAUUUCCGGAUAAUGUUGAAAUACGAUUUGGUCUCUUUGCAACUGGGAUCAGUUCGAUGGGUGUAUCGUCCAGCCUUUGGUCAGUGAUUUUAACCGGAAACGUUGAAUUAUCAAUUAUAGUGAAUGUAUUGAACACUAUUUUGGCUUAUGGUACAACACCGUUUUGGCUAUUUAAGCUUGGUACAUCAAUAGUUGAUAGCGAAAAUUUCGGAGUUCCGUAUAACUUGAUUACACAAUACAUCUGUUUCUCCUUCAUUCCGCUUCUCGUUGGUAUAUUCAUCCAAUACAUUUUUCCACGUGCUUCGGAGAUAUCGAAGCCAAUUCUGCUGGGAAUCACGUUCCCAUUUAUGAUCUUCAUCAUCAUUGUGUCGAUCAUGAGAGGUGCCCAUGUUUUUUCGAUGCCAUUUUCCGAUUCAUGGAAGUUUGUUUUAGCUGGACUUUGUCUGCCGAGUUUGGGAUAUUUGGUGGGUUGGUUCCUUUCACGCGCAUUCAAGCUUCAAGAAGAGGACAGUCUAAUGGUUGCUCUUAGCGCAAUUAAUAUACAUUCCGUCAUCGCCAUUACUCUCUUCAAUUUCAUUGCCCAGCCGCAAAGAGAACUGGCUGUACUAUUUCCAAUCUCAGCUAUCAUACUGUCACCAAUUCCAGUAUUGAUUCAUUUUGUUUACAAUAAACUUGCUGUGAAGAAGUUAUGAUUUUUAGAAGGAAUUUAUAAAUUCUUAAUACGUAAAUGUACAAUUUGAUAUUCUA
Sitodiplosis mosellana (orange wheat blossom midge) is the source of this 1238-nucleotide messenger RNA. Its product is annotated as sodium/bile acid cotransporter 4-like. Gene Ontology annotation, cellular component: membrane. Bases 401 to 1183 code for a protein of 260 amino acids. The transcript is spliced from 6 exons. The record is from RefSeq and is a predicted model, not a curated record. Lineage: Eukaryota; Metazoa; Arthropoda; Insecta; Diptera; Cecidomyiidae.